AUGGAUCAGAACAAUAACAUGAACAAGUUCUUCAACUCGUCGUUCUUUGCACAGACACCCCAGAAGGAUAAUAAGCCGGGGCAGUUUUCCGGGAUACAGCAGCCUUCUAUUUUUGGGCAAACACAGUCUGGGUUUAGCGGAGCCCAGAAUCCUUUUCUCCAGGGAUCCGGAGGGAUGAAGAGUAACACGUUUGGGACUUCAACGCCGUUUGGAGGUACCUCUACAUUUGGAGGAGCGACUUCUAACUCUGGGGGAUUUGGACAGCCUUUUUCGACCCAACAGCCUUCAACUUCAUUGACAAGAUUUGGGACUGGAGGAACACUUGGAACAGGAAAUAAUAUAUUUGGAGGAACAGCUAACACAAUAGGAACGAAUCCAACGCAGUUUGGGGGAUCGGGAAAUACUUCUACCUUUGGGACUCAGCAGCAAGUCAAUAAUAACACCUUUGGGUCUGGAGUUCCAAAUUCAUUGCAGCCUUUUUCGAUGGGGGCCUCAACAGCAACACAACCCAGCAUAUGGGGACAACAAACAACCUCUUACAAUCCCUUUGGUAGUAGCCAAAACUCCUCUUUUUCUAACGACAGAAGUAACGCCUUGGGAAAGGGAUUUCCUGGGCUUGGUGGAGGGAAUUCUGGAACCCGAGAUCAUCCCUACAUGCAAAGGAAGAUUAGGGAAGAUAAUGGAGGAGAAGUUACCUUGAUGCACAUCAACGGUAACGAGGGUUACACACAAAAGUCUGUCGAUGAACUUAGGGCAGAAGAUUAUAUACUUGGAAGAAAGCCACCUACUGGAAGCAGCUUAGCAGAACCCAAGAGCAUUCCAGGAUUUGGAUCGUCUUUUGGAGGUCCGGUGCCUUCCUCUAUAGACAGUAAGCCUCAGAGUAGCAAUAUUUUUGGAGCUACUCCUUCAAACAAUUCAUUCCAGCCAUUUAUUUCAACAGGAAACUCAAAAGUCUUACAAGGGCCUACUAAUCCAGGUUUUGGAAAUACGGUUGCACAACAGCCAUUUGCAUCCCAAGCAAUUUCUCAAAGUACGCCGAGCCAGCCCUUUGGAACAGCAGCACAAGCUCUUCCCUCAACAAACUCAAAUCCAUUUCUUCAGACACCACAGCAACCUCAGUCAUUGUUCGGAUCUGCCGGAACAUCCCCGCAAACGCCAGCUUCGGGUGGUCUCUCAUUUAUGCAGCCACCCACGGCACCUGUGCAGCAGCCCUUUGGAGGUGGAAUGGCCUCUCUUGGGACCUGUGGGCAACAGAAUACACAGCAGACAAAAAUAGAUCCAUCUGAUCCCUUUCUCUUGAAAGAUAUCAAGUUUGAGAAGACCGAGAAAGAACAUCUUCCAUUGAGCAAGGUGCUUCCAAAGCCUAUGUUUAAGGAGGACUUAAAGCCACAGAAGAUAUCUCUGAAAUUCCGCCCUCCAAAGCCUCCUGCAAAAGAGAAGAUAUAUACUAUUCCUCCGAUAGAAGAUAUCAAGCACAUGAAGGAAGUUCACAAUUUGAUUAUAGGAUUUGAAGACAAGGGAAGGAUAGAGUAUCUUGACACAGUGAACGGAUCCGAUGUCACCAUGGCGAAUAUCCAGUCCAAGAUUUACUUCUCCAAGGAAUCUGUUGUGGUCAACGAUCCUGUUGGAGUGGGCCUUAAUAGGAGAGCCCGUGUAUAUGUAGAAGGAGUGUUUCCAUAUAGUAGAAGCUUAGGAGACUAUGUUAGAGGUGAGCAGAAACAGUUUCCGCUAAAAGGAAUCCAGGAAAGGUUUCUGUAUGGUUUGAAGAAUGACACGGUUAAGAAAUUUGUUGGAUAUGAGUAUGAAAGGGGGACAUACGUCUACGAUGUUAACCAUUUCUGA
Encephalitozoon intestinalis ATCC 50506 is the source of this 1842-nucleotide messenger RNA. RefSeq names its product nucleoporin autopeptidase. Gene Ontology annotation, cellular component: nuclear pore cytoplasmic filaments; nuclear pore. The record is from RefSeq and is a predicted model, not a curated record. Bases 1 to 1842 code for a protein of 613 amino acids. Gene Ontology annotation, molecular function: structural constituent of nuclear pore. NCBI's taxonomy places the organism in Eukaryota, Fungi, Microsporidia, Unikaryonidae. Gene Ontology annotation, biological process: post-transcriptional tethering of RNA polymerase II gene DNA at nuclear periphery; RNA export from nucleus; protein import into nucleus. The transcript has a single exon.